Molecule: messenger RNA, 741 nt
Organism: Mercurialis annua (annual mercury)
Lineage: Eukaryota; Viridiplantae; Streptophyta; Magnoliopsida; Malpighiales; Euphorbiaceae
Exons: 2
Coding region: 1-741 (246 amino acids)
Source: RefSeq, a predicted model, not a curated record
AUGCUUGAUUUUUCUGCUUUUGUUUCUAAUUCGGCUUUGAUUGAACAUACUCUCCAAGGCAGGUUCUUCACGUGGCAAAACAGUUUUGCGAGAUCGAAACUCGACCGAUGUUUCAUGUCCUCUCCGGCAUUCACUGCUUGGCCCAGUGGUAUUCUUAAGGCUCUUCCCAAGCUGCCGAACGCUAAUCUGGUUAUUAAGCUAAGGGAGCUCCGGUCAGCUCUUAAAGCUUGGAAUAAAGAUAUUUUUGGUGAUUUGAAUGCAAAACUUGCUACUAUUCAGAAGGAUAUUUCAGCCCUUGAAGCCGAAACUGAUUUCAGCAGCUUAUCCGAACAGGAUGGUAUCACACUUGCUGGACUUAAUGCUGAAUUUGAUCAACUUUCGAAACACUUAGAAUCCCUUUGGCAUCAAAAAUCAAGACUUAACUGGAAUAUUAACGGAGAUAGAAAUACUAAGUUUUUUCAUACAGUGGCUUCAAUCCACUCGAAGAGCAAUAGUAUUUCAGAUAUUUGCAUUGAUGGGGUAUCAUAUUCGUCCCCUGCGGAUAUUAAACAGCGGGUCCAAUCCUAUUAUAAAGAUCUCUUCCAAAGGGAUUCUAGUGUGAACUAUUUGCUGGAUGAUCUCCCUAUCCGGUCACUCUCCGCAAUUCAGGCCGCUUCGCUUUCAGCUUGUUUUACUGAAGAAGAGAUUUUGGCUACUCUUUUGAGCUGUGAUAGUAAUAAAGCUCCGACUCUACUCUUUUGA